Molecule: messenger RNA, 2487 nt
Organism: Notechis scutatus (mainland tiger snake)
Lineage: Eukaryota; Metazoa; Chordata; Lepidosauria; Squamata; Elapidae
Source: RefSeq, a predicted model, not a curated record
AUGGGAAAGCCCCCCAAAAAGAAAUUGCCAGCCCCCGAGCAAAAUAUCCAGAGAUCCGCUGUGGAGCACAAGUUGGAAACCGGGGACUAUCAGGAGCCGAGUGCCGUGGCUUGCCCUAAUCCUUCUGGAGCUCCCCCUGUGGAAGUUGGCGACCCCAUUGAGAUUUCAUGGAAGACUUUACUCUCGGUCCUGAGGUCCAUGGAAGAAUGCUCAGAAAAUAUGAGGAGCUCAUUGGUGCCGCAGUUCAUCACUUCUCAGCCAGUCCUGCCCAGAAAGAAGAUUACUGCCAAGUCUGAAAAAAUUAGGAAAGGACGAUCAAGUGCUCUCCCAGUUAUACUGAAAUCUGGUGAAAAACCCAACCUUCUAAUCCAAAAGGAAAGGGAGCUAAGUGCCACUGUUCACAAUCCCAAUCAAGAUGGAGGAAAAAGUAGAAUCGGAUCAGGACACGUUGAGCCCUGCGGAAAGACUCCUAAAGGAGACACGUGUUAUACAGCAAGCAAAACCAAGUUAGAACCAACAGCAUGCGAGACAAAUUACACCCAAAUAGAGCCUAAAACCUUAGUCCAAAAACAGAGGGAGGUGCCAACUGUAAUUUCUCAAGAAAAUACAUCUCUGACUCACAAAUUCAAGAAAGGAAACAUAGGACUGCCAAAUCCUAAGAUAGAAGCACUGACUCGGCCUAAAUUGUCAUCUCAGGAGAGUGGCCGCCGUGGAGCCAACAGAAUUUUCCGACAGAAAUUAAAUAGCAACAUCAAUGCCCUCCCUCACCUGGACUGUCCAGCCAAACCAAGUUUGAUGACAACUGCUUUGAAGUCUCUUCAGCAAAACGCACUUUUCCCACAAAUAGCCACCAAGAACUUUCAGUCUAUGACAAAUCUGCAUUCGCUUGAUAACCGAUCUCAAGUCCAACCGUUUCCUCCCACCGACUCUGAAAACAUCCCCAGAGGGCUGAGCAGUAAAUCUGGAGACACCGAGAAGACUCACAAUCUCAAGUUCCCACUGACUUCAGCAGAAGCCUUGAAACAUUUUAAAAACCAACUCACCCUCUAUGAACAACGAGAAAUCAAGGACUAUAAAGAGCUGUGGUUUCUUGGCCUGGGCGCAAAGAAGAUUGAGGGCUACAUUGAUGGACAGAACAGCAGCACUUACGAUGAUGACCACGGUUCCUAUAAAAAGGUACUAAGCGAUCAUAUUGCAUAUAGAUACGAAAUCCUGGCUAUAAUUGGGAAAGGAUCCUUUGGGCAUGUUGUGAAGUGUUUGGACCACAAGACCGGUGAAAAAGUAGCAGUGAAAAUAAUAAGGAACAAAAAGAGGUUCCACAGUCAGGCUUUGGUUGAAGUUGACAUCUUAAAUUCGCUACGGCAAAAGGACCAAGAUAACACAUACAACGUCGUCCACAUGAAAGAGCAUUUUUGCUUCCGUAAUCAUUUCUGCAUCUCCUUUGAAUUAUUAGGUUUAAAUUUAUACGAAUUAAUCAAGAAAAACAACUUCCAAGGUUUUUCUUUGGGUUUGAUUCGCCGUUUCACCCAUUGCAUCUUAAGAUGUCUGCAACUCUUAUACACGGAAAAAAUUAUCCACUGUGAUCUGAAGCCUGAGAACAUAUUAAUAAGCCAGUCUUCAGCUGGACAAAUUGCAUUCAAAGUUAUUGAUUUUGGAUCGAGCUGCUAUGAACAUCAAAGAGUGUACACCUAUGUCCAAAGCCGGUUUUAUCGUUCUCCAGAAGUCAUUCUGGGCCACCCGUACACAACCUCAAUCGAUAUGUGGAGCUUGGGUUGCAUCAUAGUUGAGCUCUACACGGGGUGCCCCCUUUUCCCAGGGGAAAAUGAAGUGGAGCAGCUUGCCUGCAUUAUGGAGAUCUUAGGACUUCCACCAUCUGAUUUCAUUCAAACUGCAUCAAGAAAACGAACGUUCUUUGAUUCCAACGGUGUUCCGAAAAGUGUCACAAACACAAGAGGGAAAAUAAGGAACCCAAAUUCUAAAGAUCUGAGCGCCGUCUUGAAAACAUACAAUGGCACCUUUCUGGAUUUUCUCAAGAAGUGCCUCGUAUGGAAACCUUCUUUGCGCAUGAUUCCAGAAGAAGCCAUCCACCAUGCAUGGAUGGAGGAGCCAUGGCCGCCCAGACUGAAACAGAAGCCCAAGAUGGCGACGAAGCUGAGUGAGGCAACUUUCUACACCACGGAGAAGAAAAAGGAAAACGCUCAUAAAAAUACACAGUUAGAAAAAGGAGAUGAAAUCGCUCGGCAGCAGUCCAGCACAGAAGUAAAAACUGACCCACCUGAAAAAUUACCUCUUUCGCAUCAAAAACUUUCUCCCGUUGCGUUGUCCGAAGAAAUAAAUAAAGAGGAAAACCAGAGCUCAGUUAAACAGGAAACUCCCACAAAGGAAGCAGAACCUCCAGUGGAUAAAGUGACUAAAAGAGAACUCAGGCCUGGGAAGGUAUUGCGGAAAAAUACAAGCAUCUUACCACCCAUUAAGUUCAAGCAGUGA